Gongylonema pulchrum is the source of this 1497-nucleotide messenger RNA. NCBI's taxonomy places the organism in Eukaryota, Metazoa, Nematoda, Chromadorea, Rhabditida, Gongylonematidae. The record is from the annotation of a GenBank genome assembly.
UUGGCAAGGAGCCUGCAAAGUGGUAAUCGGGUCACUCUGCCCAAUCGAACAUCGUCGGCAGCACGGGUGAAGCGUUCCUGGGCUGACCAGUUACUGAGUACUUUCGGGCAAGUACCGUGCUACGAAACACCCAUACCAGGAAUGGAUUAUUUAACGCAAUUCACAGUGGAAGCCAAUUCCUAUGAACAGUUAUUUGAGCUGAAUUAUCUCAAAAUGCUUUGUUCAUUGCAUGACUACCUCGCCGAUCAGCUACAACCAUUCAGCAAUAUAACUCCUUACAGAAAUAUCUGGAGUUUGCCGAACUAUAUUUCUUGUCUUUCGCCAAACUUGCUUGCCAACUGCUCAUUCCUCACCGAGGACGAUAUCCGUUACGUGCAUGCAAUUGUCGAUUACUGCCGACCAUACCGUCGCCAAAUUGUUAACUGCCGGCGCAACUGCUUUGUCGAUUGUCCUCGAUGUUCCGAUGUACCAGAGAAUUGCUCAUCGCAAAUGAUUUUUGAUUUCUUUUAUCGAAUUUUGCCUAAAAAUUUGAAUUCUCAACCGAUCUAUAUCAACGGGUUUUUACCUAUUUUCACAUUAUCUGGAUACCGGUCGCGUGGAUUUUACAAUGCAACAGUCAAUCACUAUAUAAAUUUGCAAAAUGCGCUGCGAAAUUUCUCGAGGCAACGCCGAAGCUUCAUUUUGAAAGGACUCUCAAUGGAUAUCAAACGUGAUAUCCUGUACGAUGGCGCCAAGCGAGAUUCGCUGCUUGCGUGCGGUGCAGCUUUCUGCGUAUUUUUUGUUGUAUUUCUGUACUCGCUGAAUGUACUGUUCUGCUUCACCGUGGCCUUUAUGCUGUUGGGUUCGGUGCUUAGUGCCUUGGCGCUUUACUCCUUAUUCACUACCACUUUCCCGCUCCUGAAUUUGGUCGUCUUCGUGUUGCUGUUGGCCAUUGGUAGCGAUGAUGCAUUCGUGUUGCUGAACUCUUUUCCGCCAACAGAUGUUACGCCAGCAACGGUCCACGAAUGCCUGUCACAUACAGCCAGUGCUAUGCUACUUACGUCCGCCUCCACUGCUGUGCCUUUCUUCACCAAUAUUCUCAGUAGUGUUGUCGUCUUUAGGCAGGUCCUUUCAUCGUCUGAAUUUUUUAUUGUAAAAUUUGAUUUCAAACGACGAAGAUGUUUUGGCUUAUUUGCUGGUCUAACACUGGUGUUCAAUUAUUUGCUCGAGAUCUCAUUUCUUCCGGCAGUGCUAAUAUUCCAGAAUCGCCGCAUGCAUCGUCGUUGCUCCAGCGCCUGGCGACUGUUCCGGAAGCUGAAUUAUUUGAUGCGUGAUUUGCUGCCAUUCGUUAUUGUCAGCGGUCGCUUUAUUUGGCUGACAUCAUUAGCUGUUAUUGUUGCAUUAGCUGGCUUUACCUGCUACACAAAUUUGCAGUUCCCGGAAUACAAUCCACUGCAGCUCUUCGUCAACUCUAAUGAGCACGAGUGGUAUGACAAUAAUGCGGAACGAGAAUUUGCA